Molecule: messenger RNA, 309 nt
Organism: Medicago truncatula (barrel medic)
Lineage: Eukaryota; Viridiplantae; Streptophyta; Magnoliopsida; Fabales; Fabaceae
Product: leucine-rich repeat protein FLOR 1
Exons: 1
Coding region: 1-309 (102 amino acids)
Source: RefSeq, a predicted model, not a curated record
AUGAAGAUGAUGAGCACCGUUGUUUCUAUCAAGUUAGUUGGAGCAAUCUUUAUUGUGUUGCAAUUUGCGAUUCUCUUGUCCAACUAUUCUGGAGCUGUAGCUGCUGCAAAAAAUGUUUCUUCCGUUUCUGGUGGUUGCAAAGAGAAUGAGAGACAUGCUCUCCUUGAGCUGAAGGAAAGCAUGGUGUUAUAUAACACUUCUCUUUUGCCUACUUGGGACAGUAAGAUUGAUGGUUGUUGUGCAUGGGAAGGAAUCACGUGCAGCAAUCAAACUGGUCAUGUUGAAAUUCUUGAUCUAAACGGCGAUUAG